This is a messenger RNA of Saprolegnia parasitica CBS 223.65, 2277 nucleotides long. RefSeq lists its product as hypothetical. The coding region runs from base 1 to 2277 and encodes 758 amino acids. Gene Ontology annotation, cellular component: retromer, cargo-selective complex; retromer complex; late endosome. The transcript is spliced from 8 exons. NCBI's taxonomy places the organism in Eukaryota, Oomycota, Saprolegniomycetes, Saprolegniales, Saprolegniaceae. The record is from RefSeq and is a predicted model, not a curated record. Gene Ontology annotation, biological process: retrograde transport, endosome to Golgi; intracellular protein transport.
AUGCAGCGGGACGAGGAGCAGGAGGCGCUGCUGAGCGAGGCGACGACGAGCGUGCGCCAGAGCGCCUUCUACAUGAAGCGGGCCAUGGACGCCGGCGCCAACGAUGCAGACAUUGCGCUCGUGCUAAAGCACGCGGCCGACUUUCUGCGCGAGCUGCGCACGUCGCUGCUGUCGCCCAAGAACUACUAUGAGCUGUACAUGCUCGUGGCCGACGAGCUACAUGCACUCGUGGCCUACAUCGAGACGCACCGCGCGUCCAUCAACCUGCGCAAGCUCUACGAGCAGGUACAGAGCAGCGGCAACGUCGUGCCAAGACUCUACCUCCUCGUCGCGGUGGGUGUCGUCUACAUGCGCAGCGACAUGAACCUCGUGCGCGAGCUGCUCAAGGAUCUGGUCGAAAUGGUCAAAGGCGUACAGCAUCCGCUGCGAGGACUCUUUCUGCGCCACUACCUCGUUGUCUCGGUCAAGGAGCUGCUUGGCGCCGUCGACGUGGCGGACGCGCUCGCGUUCCUGCUCCAGAACUGGGACGAGACCAACCGGCUGUGGAUCCGCAUGCAGUUCCAGUCCAACAUCAAGGACAAGAAGCAGCGCGAGAAGGAGCGCCAGGAGCUCAAGCUGCUCGUGGGCACGAGCCUCGUGCGCGUGAGCCAGCUCGAUGACGUCUCGAGCGCCGUGUACGCCGCCGACGUGCUGCCGCGCGUGCUCGAGAUCGUCAUCAACUGCAAGGACAAGAUUGCGCAAGUCUACCUCAUGGACUGCAUCAUCCACGUGUUUCCGGAUGAAUUCCACCUCCAGACCAUCCCCGCCUUUCUCGGCGCGCUCAAGGACCUCAACAGCCUCGUGGACAUCACGGAGCUCGUCCUCGCGCUCCUCCAGCGACUCACCAAGUACCACGAAGCCAACGCCUCCCACGGGUUUCCGGAGCAGGACGCGCUCUUCGAGGCCCUCGCAGCGUGCGCGGCGUCGGCGGUCGAGCAGCGCGAGGCGUCGCUUCCGAGCGCGUCGCUCCUCGGGCUCUACGCCGGCCUUAUGGAGUUUGUGUUUGCGUGUUUUCCGCCCCGGCCACGAAGUACGUUGCGAAACUCUUUGCCGCGGCCACCGACUUGCUCGUGCGCGUCAAAAUGUACAAAAUCACCCAACUUGCGGUCGGAUGCGGUGAUCGCCGCUGGCGAGCGUCUCGUGCUCGUGCCCAUGAACGCGCUCGGCCACCAGCUCGUGGACGACGCGGAGAUCACGCGCUGCGCCAGCGUCGUCCUGCAGUGGCUGCCAACUGUCGAUCGAAAGCGCCUCGCGAUGCGCUGGGGCAGCGUGCUCCUCCGGCGCCGCGAGACGCUCGACAGCGCGGCGUCGGUCGAGAAGGCGUACACGCUGCUCCUUCCUCUCAUCCGAGACGACGGCGACGACGGACCGCCAAGCUCGGUCGCCUCACGCGCGGCAUUCGAGAAGGAGCAGCACCUCGUGGCCAAGAUUGCGCACCUGCUCCGCCACCCUAGCGCCGACGUCCAGUUCCAGAUGUACAGCCAGGCGCGGCGGCUCCUCGGCCAGGGCGGGCUCCAACGCAUCCGGUUCACGCUCGUGCCAUUGGUGUUUCUCUCGCUCCAGCUCACGCAGCGCGUGUCCAGUGACAAGAGCGGAGUCUCGCCGCGCGAGGUGCUGCAGUUUGUGCACGAGAUGGCGACGGCGCUCGCGUCCAAAGUCGAGCUGGUCGAGACGCCCGUGUUUGUCAAUAUCUUUUUGCAGUGCGCGCUGACGGCCGACGCCUGCGGCCUCGAAGCGAUCGCGUACGAGUUUCUGACGCAGGCCUUCAUCGUCUACGAGGACCAGCUCAGCCAGUGCGCGCACCAGCUGGUCGCGCUCGAGGCGAUGCUCGGCGCGCUCCGCCAUUGCGCGCACCUGACGCCCGCGAACCUCGACACGCUCGCGACCAAGCUCACGCAGUACGCAGCCAAAGUGCUUCGGAAGAAGGACCAAUGCCGCAUGGUCGCGUCCUGCGCGCACCUCUUUUGGCGCCCGGUACAACGAUUUGACGGCGGCCACGGUGUCCGCGUCCUCGAGUGUCUCCAGCGCGCGCUCAAGAUCGCCGACGGCUGCACGUCGUCGGCGGCGCAGGUCGCGCUCUUUGUCGACAUUUUGGACGAGAUCACCAAGCAGUACCUCGUGGGGCUCAUCGCGCUCGUCAAGGAGCACCUCGAGAACAUGGAGUCGGGCCCCGAGAAGGCCGAGAUCGAAGCCCACUACCGCAACACGCUCAAGCACAUCGAGACGGUCGAGUGGUAG